Messenger RNA from Nicrophorus vespilloides, 1594 nucleotides. RefSeq lists its product as uncharacterized. Gene Ontology annotation, molecular function: microtubule binding. The record is from RefSeq and is a predicted model, not a curated record. Bases 92 to 1579 code for a protein of 495 amino acids. NCBI's taxonomy places the organism in Eukaryota, Metazoa, Arthropoda, Insecta, Coleoptera, Silphidae. The transcript has a single exon. Gene Ontology annotation, biological process: positive regulation of cytokinesis; mitotic spindle midzone assembly; cytoplasmic microtubule organization. Gene Ontology annotation, cellular component: cytoplasmic microtubule; midbody; mitotic spindle midzone.
ACGACUUUAUUGUCAAUAGAAAUUUGUCAAAAUUGUUCAAGUGAUGUACUAGUGUUUCUUUUUAUGUUAAAUUCUCAGUUAUUUAAGUGCGAUGGAUAAGUUUUCAACGGAGAACCUCAUCCUGCUGGAGUUCCUCGUCGAUCAAGUGAGUCUCGAGCAUUCCGUGAAGCAGGACCUGCAGACGAUGAUGGGAGAGACGUGCGUAUCCUUCCAGUUUUUGGAUAACAGUCCGUUGAUGGUUUCCGAGGAGGAUUUCGCGCCGAAGAAGAAAAACUUUGGUGGAUGCGACGGUUGCAGCGACGUGAAGAACGGAAAGUCUUGUUUGUUCUCGUUGACGCCGGAACAGGCGCACGAGGCGAUGCAGCAGUUCGACAUCUACGUGGAAGUGUUCAAGAAGAUGCGCUGCGGCACUUUACCAGACAAGGUGCUCAUCGGGGAGUCGUUGAUUUCGAUCGUCAAUUUGUUCAACGAGCUCGUCGAUUCGUCUGCCAACAGGGAAGAUGAGACCGUGGCGAAGACGCUGAAGGAUUGCUUCAAGAUACAGAACUUGUCUGGAGAGUUGGUCGGCUACAUCAGCGUUUACAUAAGGAUGUCGUGCUUCGGAAAGUUGAUCGUCACUCAGUUUCAAAUGAAUCUGCAAGAUAAUUCUGUAGAGUUUAAAGCCAAGGAGGGUCAUUAUCUGUUCAAGUACAACAAGAAAGAUGGUUCGCAAUGCCCGGCUUCGUGUCCGCCACCGGCGGAAUGUCCUCUUCCACCUAGACCGUGCCCGCCUCCACGACAACAACACCAGCAGCACAAUUAUAUGCCUCAGCAGCCGCCUUGCGCCAUGCCACCUCCUUGCAUGCAGAACAAUCAUGCGAUGCAAAUGCAACCUCCUUGCGCGAUGCCUCCACAGUCCUGUCCACCGCAGCCAAAUUACAAUCGUGGCGGUUGCUCCCCCGUCAAUUCUACGUGCAUGCAAUCUUGUCCCAACUACAGUCCUCCACCUUGUCCUCCGCCCUCUUGUCCUCCUCAGAUGAACCAUCUCAACUUGCAAACUCCUUGCAACGAAUGCGAACUUCCACCUGACGAUCCUGAAGCAGAUUACCAAGAGAUUGGCGCAUGCAUGGGCGGAAAUUCACUGACGAUUCGCGUCCACAAAGAGAAGAAGCAGAUCAGCGAAUGCGCCUGUUCCGACGAUGACGACGCUCCCAGGCCUCCAGCUGCACCGCAACCUCCAUUCAACUUUAAAGUAAACGGUUGUCCUCAAGCAGCUACCAAUGUAUCGAUCACUCCACCGACUUGCACAGCGAAGGACGGUACCAAAAUCACGGAGAUUUCCGAUCCCGACAAAGAGGUGUUCAUUCUGAGGAUAGGUAAAAAGAGCGAGGGCAAUAACAAGAAGAACAACCUGGAGCUGGAGCUGUGCACUCCGAAGGGUAAAGAGGUGAAACCGCCACCCAAAUUGGAGACGCGCGACACCCAAUACGAAGUGGGAGACUUCCCCGCGGAGACGGGGAAGAAGGAAAAAGGAAAGGGCGGUAAAGAGAAGAAGGGUCGAAAGGCUAAAGGAGGAAAGGGUAAAAAGGGCAAGAAAUGAUGUAAAAUGUUUUGU